This is a messenger RNA of Mucor velutinosus, 672 nucleotides long. RefSeq lists its product as uncharacterized. Bases 1 to 672 code for a protein of 223 amino acids. Gene Ontology annotation, cellular component: mitochondrion. The record is from RefSeq and is a predicted model, not a curated record. Gene Ontology annotation, biological process: superoxide metabolic process. The transcript is spliced from 4 exons. Gene Ontology annotation, molecular function: superoxide dismutase activity; metal ion binding. Lineage: Eukaryota; Fungi; Mucoromycota; Mucoromycetes; Mucorales; Mucoraceae.
AUGCUUUCCAUUGCUGCUCGCUCCAUCAAGUCUACUUCCAUCAAGUCCACUCUCCGUCCUUUGACUGCAAUUCGCACCAAGGUUACUUUGCCUGAUCUUCCCUAUGGUUACGAUGCUCUUGAACCCUACAUUAACACUGAAAUCAUGAAGCUUCACCACUCCAAGCAUCACCAAACCUAUGUCAAUGGAUUCAAUGCUGCUGAGGAGAAACUCCAACAUGCUUUCAAGUCUAAUGACUUGACUGAGCAACUUGCCCUUCAAAACGCUCUCAAGUUCAACGGUGGUGGACACAUCAAUCACACUCUCUUCUGGCAAAACUUGGCUCCCAAGGGUAAGGGUGGUGGAUCCCUCCCCAAGGGUGCUUUGGCUUCUGCCAUUGAUAAGGAAUUUGGCUCUUUUGAUGAAUUCAUCAAGAAAUUCAACACUGCCGCUGCUGGUGUUCAAGGUUCUGGCUGGGCUUGGUUGGGUUAUAACAAACAAUUCAAACGCGUUGAGAUUGCCACCACUGCCAAUCAAGAUCCUUUGCUCACAUUGACUCCUCUUUUGGGUAUUGAUGUCUGGGAGCAUGCCUACUACUUGCAAUACAAGAAUGUUCGCCCUGACUAUCUCAAGAACAUCUGGGAGGUCGUUAACUGGGAAACUGUCGCUGAGCGUUUCGCCAAAGCUGCUUAA